Saxophila tyrrhenica is the source of this 1101-nucleotide messenger RNA. RefSeq lists its product as uncharacterized. Bases 1 to 1101 code for a protein of 366 amino acids. NCBI's taxonomy places the organism in Eukaryota, Fungi, Ascomycota, Dothideomycetes, Mycosphaerellales, Extremaceae. The transcript has a single exon. The record is from RefSeq and is a predicted model, not a curated record.
AUGGCAUCCCAGGCUCCACCCAACGCCGUAACCGUCUCCCUCAAAGACCUGCAAUCCAACAACGUAACCCUCGCAACCCUCGAAUCAGCCUUCGGCCCCGACUCCCUCGGCAUCAUCAUCGUCACCGAUCUCCCACCCCGAUUCCCAGCCUUACGACGAAGAGUUCUCAGCUCAAGCAGCUACCUCGCCAACCUCCCCCAGCACGAACUGUCCAAACUCGAGAACCCAGCCGCCAACUACGCCGUCGGCUGGUCCUGCGGUAAAGAAACGCUCGCGGACGGCCGCUACGACACGCUUAAAGGCUCGUACUACGCUCAGCCGAUCCAUUCGCCGGAUGGAGCGUUAGAGGCGAAAGCUAAGCAGCUGUAUCCCGAGGUACCGGAGUUUACGUCUGAGAAUGUGUGGCCGGAGGAGGGUGUGCUGCCGGGGUUUGAGGGGGCUUUCGAGGAGCUGUGUCGGUUGGUUGUGGAUGUGGCGGCGGUGGUGGCGGGAUGUUGUGAUCGGUAUGGGGUGGAGAAGUUGGGAGGGUAUAGGGAGGGCACGUUGGAGGGGAUUGUGAGGGGGAGUGUGUGUACUAAGGCGAGGUUGUUGCAUUAUUUCCCGCCUCCUGCUACUACGGCGGGAUCGGAGGCUGGAGAUGGAGACGCGAGACCCGAUUCAGCGAUGGGGGUUGACGACGACUGGUGCGCCUCGCACAAGGAUCUUGGAGCGCUCACCGGCCUGACCUCGCAGAUGUUCGUCGACGAAUCCCUCCACCCCCCGCACCCGACCUCCUCCAACACUUUCCCCGACCUCGAAGAAAUGGACUCCCACCCUGACCCCGCCGCCGGCCUCUGGAUCGAAGACCGCAGCGGACGCCGCACACAAGUCCAGAUCCCCCGCGACGCGCUGGCUUUCCAGACGGGCGAGGCUUUGGAGGUUAUCACGAGGGGAGCGUUCAAGGCUGUGCCGCAUUUUGUGCGGGGAGGCAAGGGGGGAGGGAAGGUGGCGAGGAAUACGCUUGCGGUGUUUACGCAGCCGAAUUUGUGGGAGGUUGUGGAGGAGGGGACGGGGAGGACUUUUGCGGAGAUGGGGGUGGUGAAUUUGAGGGGGAAGGUUUGA